AUGUCUGGAGAACCUGAAGUAACUCGCACUCCUGAGGAGGAGGAAGAAGAAGAAAUCAAGUCCUCAUACAAACCUCCGCCAGAAAAGACGAUUGAUGAGAUCUUGGCUGCUGACCAAGAGGAUGAGUCCUUAAGGAAGUACAAGGAGGCUCUCCUUGGAGAAGCUCAAGCUGGUGCUGUUAUUGUUGAUCCAAAUGAUCCUCGCAGAGUGAUCGUCAAGAAACUGGCGCUGUGCGUCACCGGACGAGAUGACGUCGAGCUGGAUCUCUCAGGAGACUUAACAGACCUUAAAAAACAGGUACGUCCUGAUAUGAUCAUGGUUGUGGACAAAAUGACCCACAUGGUUGGCUCGUACCCGCCAAAAACUGAGAUCCAGUCGUACACAACUCCCCCAGAAGACGCGCCCUCUGGGAUGGUCGCAAGAGGUUCGUACUCCGUCAAUAGCCUCUUCACUGAUGACGACAAAAACGUUCACUUGCAGUGGGAAUGGUGCUUUGACAUCAAAAAGGAUUGGAAGGAUUAA
This is a messenger RNA of Spodoptera littoralis (African cotton leafworm), 522 nucleotides long. The record is from the annotation of a GenBank genome assembly. NCBI's taxonomy places the organism in Eukaryota, Metazoa, Arthropoda, Insecta, Lepidoptera, Noctuidae.